UGCGCUAGAGCGACCUUCCCAGUCAGUCUGCGUCGCGCGCUUGCCCGACAUCGUUGUUGGGUAAAUAUCGCGCGCAAGAUCCCUGUCGCGUUAUUAUGCCUCUGUUUUCCGAUCAUAUCAGCAACAUGUAUUACAGUGGAACGCCGUCUUAUACUAGUUCGCCAUAUAAUUACAGUAGUUCAGUGUCACCAUAUGGAUCGUCUUACAGUGCAUCUUACUUAAAUCCAGGGGGUAAUUAUUCGUCUCAUUCAUCUUUGGGAGGGUACUCUCGAACCCCCUUGACAUCCCGAUGGUUAACAAGUGGAAGUAGGGUCUAUUCUCCAAUAUUAAGUACUAUUUCUGAAAAAGGAACAUCAAGUCCAGGGAGAAUAAAUAGUCCCCGAAGGAUACCUAUAAGUAGUAGAACCUAUAUCACGUCAACAUAUACACCUCGACCUAUAAAUAUAAAUACAGCUGAUAUUGACGUGUCAAGAGACAAAUAUCGAAAUAAAUUAUCAGAUUCGAAUUCGGCUCCUGUCACCGGAUUACCACCUAGACGUAGUAGUCCAAUCAUAGAAAGAGAUAAUGGACAUGAUAAACCCGAUACUGGUAUUGACUCGUCACCUGGACCUCAUCGUAGUACCAUAAAAAGAGAUCGCGCAGUAGUUAGACUCCAUACCAUAAAACGAAAAGAAAGAGAUUCUCCACGUAAGUCCUAUGAAGAUUCAAAAUGUACAAAUGUUGAUAGUGAAAAGCAAUCAGAACAAGUUAAGUGGAGAGAAAAAUUAGCUAGUGACUUAGAAUAUAAAGUACCAAAAGAAAAGAAAUCUUUGGGAGCUAAAUUAGUAGAAAAGUUUACACUUAAAGAUAAAGAUGAUAGUGAAUUCAUUACUAUAACAAAAAAGACUCCUCCAAGACAAAUAGAUAAAGAAAUUUUACCUGAAAUUCAAAUACCUACUGAAACAAUAUCUUCAAAUAAAUCUUUAGGUAGACGUUGCUCUAUGGAACUUUUAGCUGAACAAGCUUCCUUGCUAGAUUCCCUUAUAAGGAGAGAGAAUUUAAGUACUGUGCCUUUAGAUUUAAGUAAAAUUGGCUCCGAAAGCUUCUCUGGCUUUGAGGAAACCGAAUCAGAAAGUAGCAAAAAAAGAAAAUCAGAGCAGGAAAAUCCUUUAACAACAACAAAAUCAGAUCAUUCUCUGAACACUCGUCUUUUAUCAGUAGGAUUGAAAGACCCAAAACAUGCAAAACGACGAAGCUUAAGAAAGUGUUCGUCGGGUGGCAGUAUCUGCAAAUUAGAUCGUAUAACAGAACUACCUCAAAAUUUAACUACUAUGGAUGUGUCCACUAUACCAGAAAAAAAAGACGCAAAUAAAAUUUGUAAAAAAGAAACAAGUAAAAAAUUAAAACCUAAAAUUAAAACAAAAAUUACAUCUACAGUAGAAGUAACAACAACACCACCAAGCCCAUUAAAAUUUAUUGUGGAACAAGUAACCAUUGAAGAAAAAUGUGUACCAUAUAAAAAGGGUAUAAUAUACAGUAGCACAGUAGAUGAUGACCCAACGGCCAAAAAAUUAGUUAGUUUAGAAGGACAUAGAAAAAGCAGAAAAUUAAAGACGAAACCAAAACAAGAGGCUAACCAAAUCAAUUGUGAUAUAACAGUUUCAAAUACUAAGGAAAAUGACUUAUUACAAAUGAGCGAAAAAAUAAAGAAUGAAACGCCACUUAAGGUUUUAAAAGGACACAGAAAAAGCUUUAGAUCAAAAAGAAUUGUUGAAAAUCAUGAUUUAAAAUCUCCAGAACCUGACGAUGGAAAUUUUUGGGAUAAAAUCGGUAAAAGAGAAACAAUAUACUUAAUCAACAGAAAACAAAACAUAGACGAAGCUAAAGAAAAAUCAAACCGUUUAUAUUGGUUUCCGGAAAAUGAGGAAGCUGAGAUAAAUUAUAUAAAUUACAAUGACCCCAUUGACUUGGAAAAAAAUACAAUUGAAAAAAGUGUCGACGUGAAAGAGACGAUUAUAAACACCAACGAAGUAAUUAAUUCAGUGCCAAUAUUGUUAGAAAAACAAGAUAAACAUUCGACUGAAAACAAAGAGAAUAUUUCUGAUACAGAAAUCAAAGAGAAAAUUCCUUUACCUAUUGAGGAUAAAACCUGUAACGUUUCCGAUAAUUAUAAUAACAAGGUAUUAAGCUUUACUGAUCCCAAUGACCAGAACGCUUCUAUAGAAAAAAAUACAGAAGUAUUACUUAUUGCAGAAAUAAAGGAAUCUCCAUCGGAAUGUUUAACUUCUUUGCCUUUAGAUAAAUUGAAUAAAAAAAGUAAAAAUGAAUCUAAAAUCAUAACCAAAAUUGAAAAAAGUGAAACGGAAGAUAGAAAUACCGAGAUACCAAGUGAAAGUUUGGACUUGCCAUCAGAUUUAAUGACUAAAACAAGUAAAGAUUUAAUUGAGACAAUACCCAUAUGUGAACAAAACAUCGUCAAUGAUAUUAUUAGACCAAUUAAUACAGAGUUAGAUGACGUGCAACCAUUAAUCAAUAAUACAGAACAAAUACGUUCAGUAUCAAAUGUAUCUGAACAAGAAGACCUUGUCACUGUUGAUUGUGAGAUAAAAGAAAAUAAGCCAGAAGAAACAAAAUGCGAAGAGACAGGUGUAAAAGUUAACUCUGUAACUAAAGACUUAAAUCAAAUUAUUUCCAAAGGGAUAAAUAUAAAGGAAAAACCAGCUAAAAGUAUUGAAAAAGAUAGUUUAAAUACUUUAGCUGUAGAAACAUCAUCUCUAAGCAAUGAUAACAUUGCUGAUAAUUUAAACAUUCCAACGGAUAAUUGCAAAGAAAAAACUUCGACUUCGAAAUCGAUUGAAAAUAAUUCAAACGAUGAAACACAUAAUAUAGGUACAAAACCAGAUAAAGAAGAAGUACUACCUUGUUCCAGUUCCGCUUUGCCUAUUGCAAAGCCUGUAAAAAGGGAAAAAGCUCCGAUGGUUCUUAUUGCUACGCCAAGACCGCUGCAAAAAAAGAAACCUCACGUUGUAAAUUCGUCUUCAUCUUCUGAAUCGUCUGAUGAUGAAUCAUCUGAUGAAGAGAGUGAUGAUAACGAGUCAGGAUCCAGUGAAGCAUCUGCUGACUUUUUUGAAUGUGAAAACAAUCCGGAUGGAAGAACUUCAACAGGAUCUAACGAUUCCGGAUUUGAUUCAUCAGUUCCGACGUCUCCUUCAGGAUUUUUAUACACGAAAAAAGACUGCGAUGUUAAUUGUCAUCGAAAAUGUGAAAAAUUGACGGCGAAUUUAUGUGGAGUUAACCAGCGGCUUUUAGUCGAAGCACUGGCAUCACGCACUACAUCAAAGAGAGGUGGAGACAAUCCCAGCACCUCUACCGGACCUUCAACAUCACAAACAUAUACUCACGACAUCUUAGAACAAGAGUUGGAACAUUCGAAGGCAUAUGAACUCUUCAGAAAAACUGGACGAUUUACGCCUCCCGCAAGAUUCAUUCCACGAUUCAGAAAAUAUACGAUUGAAGAUUUUCAGUUUAUAAAAGUUUUAGGCAAAGGAAGUUUUGGCAAGGUCAUGUUAGCAGAGUUGAGAGACACGGAGUAUUAUUACGCUGUUAAAUGUUUAAAGAAAGAUGUCGUCUUGGAAGAUGACGACGUAGAAUGCACACUCAUCGAAAGAAAAGUCCUCGCACUUGGUACAAAUCAUCCUUACCUUUGCCAUUUGUUCGCGACUUUCCAAACAGACUCUCAUCUGUUCUUCGUAAUGGAGUACUUGAACGGCGGUGACCUAAUGUUUCACAUUCAACAAAGCGGCCGUUUUCCGGAAGCGAGAGCGCGGUUUUAUGCGGCCGAAAUCGUGUCGGGACUUAAAUUUCUUCAUAAAAGAGGCAUUGUUUACAGAGAUUUGAAAUUGGAUAACAUUUUACUGGACUUCGACGGUCACGUGCGGAUAGCAGACUUCGGCAUGUGCAAGUUACAGAUAUACCUAGACAAGACCGCGGAUACGUUUUGCGGCACACCGGACUAUAUGGCACCUGAAAUAAUCAAAGGUCUAAAAUACGGUCAAAAUGUCGAUUGGUGGUCCUUUGGAGUAUUAUUGUAUGAAAUGUUAAUCGGUCAGAGUCCAUUCAGUGGCUGUGAUGAGGACGAGCUGUUCUGGUCAAUUUGCAACGAAAUGCCCUCAUACCCGCGAUUCUUGUCGUCAGAGGCUCUUAGCAUAUUAACAAGGCUUUUGGACAAAGACGCGCGCACGCGGCUCGGCGGCGCGGAGUGCAUGCACGGCGACAUCCGGGACCAGGACUUCUUCCAUCCCGUACAAUGGGAUCGUCUCGAGAGACGUGAACUAGACGCGACCUUCAAACCACGUGUGAGACAUCCAAUGGACACUCAAUACUUCGACCGGGCUUUUACUGGCGAGCGGCCUCGGCUCACUGCUGUCGAACCACAGGUCCUCAAAUCGAUGGAUCAAGAACCGUUCAGAGGAUUCUCGUACACAAAUCCCAAUGCAACAGACCGCUAAAAUAGACCUUCCAUUUAAACUAUAAGGUUUGAAUUUCAAUAACACUAUGCCAUGUGAAUAUGGGAACAGUGGAUUAAUUAAUCAAUUUAGAGAAAAAUCAUCGAUCAAGACGAUGGUUUAAGAAAAAAUAUGGUUAAAGGUAACCAUCUACUAUUGGUAUUUUUUUUUAAUAAAUUGGAGUGUGAUUUAAAAAAAGAAACGAAUAAGGUUUUAAGCAUUAAAAGUUUUAUUUACAACACAAUGGUUAUGUAAUAUAAAAAUUGUACAUAUCAAUUAGGCAGAGUUGUAUCGUGUCUGGAACACAAAUGUUAGUAGACGAAUGUAUCACGAUGUUGUAUUCAUAUUUUAUACAUAAGUAGAUUUUCAACAUAUUAUAUCAAAUGUAACAUUAUUUAGAAAAUAAAUGAGAUAAAGUUAUAUCUUUA
Vanessa atalanta (red admiral) is the source of this 4912-nucleotide messenger RNA. RefSeq names its product putative protein kinase C delta type homolog (gene Pkcdelta). Gene Ontology annotation, biological process: peptidyl-serine phosphorylation; intracellular signal transduction. The record is from RefSeq and is a predicted model, not a curated record. Bases 96 to 4487 code for a protein of 1463 amino acids. The transcript is spliced from 10 exons. Lineage: Eukaryota; Metazoa; Arthropoda; Insecta; Lepidoptera; Nymphalidae. Gene Ontology annotation, molecular function: diacylglycerol-dependent serine/threonine kinase activity; ATP binding.